Molecule: messenger RNA, 1463 nt
Organism: Culicoides brevitarsis
Lineage: Eukaryota; Metazoa; Arthropoda; Insecta; Diptera; Ceratopogonidae
Product: aldehyde dehydrogenase family 16 member A1-like
Exons: 2
Coding region: 114-1418 (434 amino acids)
Molecular function (GO): oxidoreductase activity, acting on the aldehyde or oxo group of donors, NAD or NADP as acceptor
Source: RefSeq, a predicted model, not a curated record
UGACAAUGUGUUAGUGUCUAAUGUCAAAUUAAAGAUCAUAACAUUCAUCAGCAUCAAUUAAGCUACAUAAUUCGAGGGUGUUCUUUUUAAAAGUGCCACGUUUAUUUCGGAAUAUGACUUCAUUAUUCGAAAAGUUCAAAAAUAUGGAAAUGGAUGACAAAAGUGUAAACUUCAACGUCACUGACAAAAAAACUUUUGAUCAAGAAGAAACUUUCUCAAUGGUUUGGUUCAAAUCAAAAUUGACUUCAGCCGAAUUAUACGAAGAACUUUUGAAGCAAAAACAGACACUUAUCAACAAUUUCUUCGAAAAUGGAUACGCUCCGAUGGCAGCUAUUGAGGAAGAGUUUGACUUGGCUUUGGAAUUUAUGAAAAACGCAAAACUAGCAACUGGAAGAGAUAUUUCUAAAUAUUUUGUUAAUGGUCUCAGUCUUUUUCAAUUGCUGAUCGAGUUGUAUUGUUCUUCAUUUGCAAACGAAUCUGCUGCUGCAGUUCAUCCAUCAUUAAAAGAAAUUUUUGAAAUCAUGAAAUUCGAAAAAACUUCAAACUUUCUAACGUCGUCCGGAGCUCGAAAUUCAUCUUAUGGCACUUUAAUUGUUACUGAGACCGCGGAUUUGCAUUGUGCCUUGGAUGAAAUUGUAAAAACUUUCAGAAAUCUCCAUAACUCGUGGCGAAUUCGGAAAAUUCUCGUGCAAGAAUGUGUCAAGGAGAAAUUUUUCACGUUGUUGGAGAAGAAUUUGCCCAAAAUUGAUGGCAUUUAUGGCAAAAAUCGACGUAUUUUGCAAGAAUUUGAAGCAAGUGUAGCGACUUUGCAGGAAAAAGGUGUAAAAUUAACGCACAGAAAAUUAUCAGAUGGAGAUGUUUUGAAAGCAACAUUGGCAUUUGGUGUUCCCAUGAGUCAUUUAAGCCAAGAAAAAGCAAUUCCCGUCAUCGCUGUUGAUACAUUCCGCACUGCGAAGGAAGGAAUUGCACUCGCAAAUAAAGAAGGCAAUGGAGAAUUUGUGUCAGUUUGGUCCGAAAAUGUCACGGAAGCCUUUGAAUAUGCGAAAUUAUUGAAAUUUGCGACUGUUUGGAUUAAUUGUCACGGAGUUUUUCAUCCAAAAAUGCCAUUUAAAGUUAAUUCAAGCGAAUAUAACUUUACUUUGGAUCCAAAGGCACUCACAGUAAAAGCCUAUGUACCCCAAGGUACAAAAGAUUUAAAACCAUUCCCCGACAUUUCACCUCCUUACCAACAAUCGUUCUUCGAAAAAAGCUUUUUUUACACUGUCACUAGUGAGAAACGUGAAAAACUUUUAGAAGUCAUCCCUAAAUCGCAUCCGGAAGUCAAAACGGAAGACCGUUGGGUGAAAGAUGGAGCAACUAUGUUCAAUUACGAGUACAAAAGUAUCAUUGUUCGUUACGGACAAACUUUUGCCAAUUAAUUUUCUAUUUUUUUAAAUAAAUUUUUUUCUACUUUUUAUCUUCAA